AUGGAGGCAGCUUUGCAACACGAAGAAUCUGGAGUCGACUGCCUUCUCCUGGUUCUGUUGGACGUCAACUGCAAGGCCAUAAAUUUGCAGAAGAAGAAGCGAAGUAGCGAGCGGAAGCCCCGCAAGCUGGGCGAGGUGCUUGCACGGGAUGGCUCAUGGCAGAAGACGGAGGUCCACGAAGAGGCCCGUGGCGAGGAGAGUUGGCUUGAAGAUGUGGCAAGGGACACAGAGAUGAAUUGUUAUGAUUGUGUGUUAUGUAGCAUGAAGUGUGCGAAGAUCACAGAUGUGAAGCAAAGACGAGUCAGUGUAGCUGUGAAGCGACGUGCCUGCAGGAGGCAAUUGCGGGGCUGUGCAUGGGUCAUGGAGUGCACAAGGAGCUGGGAUGUGCUGGGACUAGCUAGUAGGCUCAAGGUUUACAAGCGGGUUCACCUCGAUUUGCAGGCAAAAAUGCCUUGCCCAUCCGCGUUAAAGUACGCAUGGGCCCUGAUGGUUCUCCUGGCUGUUCCAGAAGCUGCGGAGGAUGACUGUGACUCCCUUCUGUCCGUUCAAUCCCCUCGCAAGUCCACCAGUGGAAGAAUUCAGUACACCACGGACGGACUUUGCAUCCCAGACAAGGACAAGAAAGUGGAAAGGUGGAAUGUGUCAGACGUCGCAGUACGGGACAACCACUUGGACUUCCUUGGGUUCAAAGGUGCAACCUUGGACGGGGUCAAGUUCCAUCCAAUUUGGUGGAGCAUCACUCCGGGCCAACCAAUGGAAGAGCGCUGUGUCAUCGACGACGAGAGUGACAAACCCAACAGGGUAAAGGUUCUUUGUGGUAGACACUCAUCCGAGAUGGUUGCCACAGAUUUCCAUGCGGGUACCAGCUCCAAAGACGAAUUCCUGAGCCUCCAAAAAAAAAAGAAGACGUUUGAGAAAUUGAACUUCGCCCUAGAAGGCAUCAUGACCUUCAAGUUCAAGCAGGGGGAGUACUGGUGGCUGAAUAAAAGGGUCCGGAUGCGCAUUGCGCAGGGCAACUGGAGGCCGACUGCUUCUGUGUUUGAAGAACACCCUUGGAACAUCUAUGUGAUGGGCGGAGGCUGCGAAGAUGUGAAGAUUGACGCCUACCGCGUAGAGCAUGAGCUUCAAUGCAAGGACGUGGGGCUGGCCUUGCGCAGAAGGGGAAACCAUGAAAUCGGGGUUUCGCUGUAUCCGUAUCCCGAUUGA
Molecule: messenger RNA, 1206 nt
Organism: Symbiodinium sp. CCMP2592
Lineage: Eukaryota; Dinophyceae; Suessiales; Symbiodiniaceae
Source: the annotation of a GenBank genome assembly